This is a messenger RNA of Scheffersomyces coipomensis, 2160 nucleotides long. It is a transcript of the gene ADAEC, whose product is annotated as Adaecp. Gene Ontology annotation, biological process: DNA repair; regulation of DNA-templated transcription. Gene Ontology annotation, molecular function: methyltransferase activity; DNA binding; zinc ion binding. The record is from RefSeq and is a predicted model, not a curated record. Lineage: Eukaryota; Fungi; Ascomycota; Pichiomycetes; Serinales; Debaryomycetaceae. The transcript has a single exon. The coding region runs from base 118 to 1875 and encodes 585 amino acids.
AAAGUUCUUAUAUUUUCAUGGAUCAAGAUAAAUAAUUAAAAGAUAAUUCAAUUGCUAGAGUGUUACUAAAAUAGUUAUCACUCUUUUAUUUAUCUCCUUUAGAUUUCAAUCUUUAAAAUGGUUUACUCUACCGAAGCUUCUAAAUGGAAAGCCUAUCAAUUUAGCGAUCCUUUUGCUGCUGGUUCCUUCUACGUUUGCAAUAAGAUCGACAAAGUUUUCUGUCGCCCUGAUUGUGAUGCUAGACCAGUCACUAAUUUAAAGUCAGAAAUUAAAUUCAUGUUACACCCUUCUGAUUGUAUGAAUUAUGGAUAUAUGCCUUGUGAAUACUGUGAUCCAUUAGUCAUUCCUGUUAUCGAUGUUAAGCUUUUAGUUGAAUGUGUUGCAAGUAUCAAUGCCCAAAUUGGAUUCUUACACCCUUUAUUAGAUGAAAAUGAAGAAAAUAAUAAUUUAAGAAUUAAAGCUAAUAUUUUAGAAUCUAAAAAGGUCAAUGAAGUCAAUAUUUUAAAAACAAUUAAUAAUGCUGGUGGUAUUUCAGGUAGUUUUAGAAAAUCAAGUACUCCAGUUAUAAAUUUUGAUGGCAAAUUUACUAAGGAUUUUGAAAACGCCUCCUUAUCAAAAAAUGAUUCUGAUCAUUAUAGAUUAGUUGAUUUGGCUUGCAGACAUUUAGCAUUGGCUGCUGCUGUUUCCUUACUUCAUCCUCAAUCUCAAAAGCCAAGACCAAGUUCUCCAGAAGAAGUCACUAGUCCUAAUGAUGAAACUGAAUCUUCAUCUGGACCUAAAAAGAGAAGAAGAAGGGGUGGUGUACUAGGAUUUAAAGAAUUAGCUGCUAAGUCAAAGCUUUCUGCUUGGCAUUUCCAUAGAGUUUUCAAAUCUGUCACUGGAUUAACUCCAAAAACUUAUGGUGAUAAAUGUUGGGAAUUCGUUAAGAAAUAUAAAGAGUCACACCCAGAAUUAAUUGGCUUUUCAGAAAGUCCAUUAAAUUCUUCUCCAUCUAAAACUCCAAGCAUUGUCGGAGGUGAUCAAACUCCAAGAAUAGGUUCUCAAUCUUUAAAAAGAAGAUCAAUUCCGGUUUCUCCUGAAUCUACAAAUGGUGGUCAAUAUCAACCAUCAAAUAAAAGGGUCAAACUUCAAUCUGAACCUUAUAGCUACAAUAACAAUAAUAUCAAUGAUAAUAUUAAUAGUAAUAUUUAUUCGGUUGAUGGAUUUAUGUUACCAAAUAAUGUAUCGAAUCCUCAAAAUGGAUUAUUAGGAUUCCCAACCAAUACAAAUAUGGUUGGCAGUAUCUCAAGUCCAAUGAUUGUUGCAACAUCGAAUAGAGAAGAACCUAAAAUAAAGAUGGAAGAGAUAAAUCAAUUCUCUAUGCCUAUGCAGAAUUCUAAUGAUUCUAUAAGCAACGCUAACUCCUAUUCGUCGGUUCCAGAUUUAGCUAAACCUCCUUCAACUUCUUUGUUUCCUCAAAAUGGUUAUAAUAACAAAGCUAACAUCGAUAUGAACAGUUCCACUUUUGAUUUCAAUGAGUUUUCAGAAGAAGCUAAAGUACUCAACAAUCCAUCAAUGAAUACAUUUAACCAAGUGGACAAUAUGAAAACCAUACCUUUAUCCAAUCAAACGCAGAGUGUAAACACAACUGAAACUGAUUUUUUUAAUCCAAAUAUGAAUUAUAUUAACGAUUCACAAAUCAACAACUAUGCCUUUUCUAUACCUAAUGACAAUAGUUUCGGAAAUUUUCUUAAUGGUAUUACAUUUGAUGAUAGUCAUUUAACUAAUGGCUUUGCACCAAAUACAUUCACUCCUAAUUUCGAAGGAAUUUCAAUAACUGAUAGUGGAUAUGGUGCUGGUUCUUUUGGUGUGAAUAAUACAAGUUGGAGUCCUUAGAAGGAUGUUUCUAACUAUGGGUCAAGGUUUCAUUUUGGUAUAGCUGUUGUAUUAUUAACAAACACAAAUAAGCGUUAGGUUUUUUUAUAGAGGUAUGGUUUGUUUUGUUUGCGGGCUUUCAGUUUUUCAAAGUAUAGUAUUACAAGAGUGGUGCAGCGUUUAUACUAGUGUGUUGAUAUUCUACUAUAGUAUUAAACGCUGUUUAUAUCUAUAUAUUUAUUAUGUUUAUUAUUUAUUAGUUAGUCAUUCAUUUAAUUUAUUUAUAAUUUAUUUAUUCAUUUCUUU